This is a messenger RNA of Aspergillus ochraceoroseus IBT 24754, 201 nucleotides long. RefSeq lists its product as uncharacterized. The record is from RefSeq and is a predicted model, not a curated record. The transcript is spliced from 2 exons. NCBI's taxonomy places the organism in Eukaryota, Fungi, Ascomycota, Eurotiomycetes, Eurotiales, Aspergillaceae. Bases 1 to 201 code for a protein of 66 amino acids.
AUGCCUCUCAAAGCCAACGAGUCCAAUUCCACUCUGUCCAGCAGUGGCAGUAGCGGUGACCAGGUGGUGGUGGUUGCCAACAUGCGAGGGUCUAAUCCUGUCCCACGCAAAACACAACCUCCGGUCGUCAUCCAUAACCAAGGCGGUCAAAUCUACGAUGAAACACGACCGUCUGAUUGGGACAAACAGCGGUGGAAGUAG